Scleropages formosus (Asian bonytongue) is the source of this 945-nucleotide messenger RNA. Its product is annotated as olfactory receptor 1D5-like. Gene Ontology annotation, biological process: detection of chemical stimulus involved in sensory perception of smell; G protein-coupled receptor signaling pathway. Bases 4 to 945 code for a protein of 313 amino acids. The record is from RefSeq and is a predicted model, not a curated record. NCBI's taxonomy places the organism in Eukaryota, Metazoa, Chordata, Actinopteri, Osteoglossiformes, Osteoglossidae. The transcript has a single exon. Gene Ontology annotation, cellular component: membrane. Gene Ontology annotation, molecular function: olfactory receptor activity; odorant binding; G protein-coupled receptor activity.
ACAAUGGCAACAGAUAAUGUCUACAACACCUCUGUGUUCACCCUUUCUGGGAUAAGUGCAACUUGGCAAAGUAGAUACAUUUUCUUCGGCAUCACCUUCUUGUGUUAUCUUCUGAUUGUCUCUGUUAACUUAACAUUAGUUCUCACUAUUUCCUUAAGAAAAAACCUUCAUGAACCCAUGUACAUCUUUCUGGGAAAUCUUUGUGUAAAUGGAUUAUACGGAUCUGCAGGUUUCUACCCUAAAUUUCUGUCUGAUUUACUUACUGAGCUUCAAGUCAUAUCAUACACAGGAUGCAUUAUUCAAGUGUUAAUAAUUUACUCCUCUGUCCUAUGUGACUUUUCAACUUUAACAGUGAUGGCUUAUGACAGAUUUGUGGCAAUAUGCAGGCCUUUGGAGUAUCAUGCUAUAAUGACAAGUAGAACUAUUGUUACAUUAAUUCUGUUUUCAUGGAUCACACCAGUUUUUUGCAUGUCUCUUUUGGUUGUUUUAAGUUCUGGAUUGAUUCUGUGCGGAUCUCAUAUUGAAAAACUAUAUUGUGAAAAUUGGGCUAUUGUUAGACUUUCUUGUUUUCCUACUACACUUUGUAAUGUUUUUGGCUAUAUUGUGAUACUAACAUAUUUGGGUCAUGUGUUUUUCAUAUUGUUUUCCUAUAUGAAACUCAUCAAAACCAGCAUCACAUCCACUGAAGACUGGAACAAAUUUAUGCAGACCUGCACACCACAUUUACUUUCGUUAAUUAAUGUCACGGUUGCUUUGCUGUUUGACACAAUGUACAGUCGAUACGGGUCAAGAGAUUUUCCUCAGAGUCUCCGCCAUUUCUUGGCAUUAGAGUUCUUGGUGGUGCCCCCACUUCUCAAUCCCCUUAUUUAUGGUCUAAAACUCAGAAAGGUCCGAAAUGAAGUCUUCAGAUGUAUAAAGAAUAAAACUGUCAAAUUUGAAAAUUGA